This is a messenger RNA of Puma concolor (puma), 2529 nucleotides long. It is a transcript of the gene CAGE1, whose product is annotated as cancer antigen 1. The record is from RefSeq and is a predicted model, not a curated record. Lineage: Eukaryota; Metazoa; Chordata; Mammalia; Carnivora; Felidae.
AUGGACCCUGAAAAAGACUUUCAUCAUUCACCAGUUAGGAACAAGGAUUAUUAAAAAGUUUGCUCAUCACCUUCAGAUCCUGUGCAUUUUGAAGUGGAUGCUUCUCAUGAAAAAUUAGAAAGCAACUUGGAAGCGGAUGCCAGGAAUGUCAGCAGUCUUCGUCAAGACUUAACUCGCUCAGAUUCUCCCUUCUAUAUGGACACCAGCAGUACCAAUUCAGACUUGCCUCAGAAUGAAAUAAAGAAUGUAAAAAGGGAAGAUGAGUCUAAACUCACACUUGCUGAAGAAAUUUAUAGCACACUAGAUGACCGGUUAGGUGAUUUCAACAUUGGAAAUGACUCACAGAAUGUACUACCUCAACUAGUUGACCCCAGCAUUUCUUCCUUCAGACAAUUUGAACCCAUUUGCAAAUUUCAUCACACAGAAGCAUUUAGUAAUGAAAUGAUAACAUUUCAAAAUCUGAAAGAAGGCUUACCUUAUACAGUACAACCCGAAAUGCAAAUUCAUGUGUAUUAUUGUGCAAAAGACACUAAUAUAAAGGAAGAUUCAUUUAAGGAAGAAAAUUCACUGGGAACUAGCACUUCUACAAAUGAAGAGCAAUUUGCUCAUAAAUGUGUCAUACAACCUUCUAGAAGUCCACCUGUAGUCCACGGCAGUGGAGAGACAGUGAAAUUCAUGGAAAUGUCACUGGCUAAAAGUGCUGCCACGGAAUCUGCCCUCAAACCUAGUCAACCUCAGAGCUUCUGGUAUGAGGAAAAUGUACCCAGUGAUGUUGACAAACCGUUUUACAAAGAGAACAGCUUUAACCAGCUUGAUCUGAAAGCUAAUUAUGCAACAGAGAAGAUUUCAGUGUCUUCGAAAGGAAUCCAGAGUUUCGGGGAUAUUCCUGAGAUGUCAGUCAGUCACCAAAAGGCAGUCACAGUGGAGGACAUGGACAGACCAGGGACUGUCUCAUAUUGGUCUCCUGCAGUCAUUUCUUGGAGUAGUGGAGCAUCUCAGGAGGACAGCAAGGCACCUGACAUGGAGCAGAGUUUGGAGAGCUUACAACCUCUGGAAGAGGACAUGGCUUUAAAUGAAGUCUUACGGAAAUUAAAACAUACUAACAAAAGGCAGCAAAUUCUGAUCCAAGACCUGCAGUGUAGUAACAAGUAUUUAGAGAAGAAGGUCGAAGAGCUCCAGAGGCAGACUACCAAGCAGCAGGUGUUCGUUGACAUAAAUAAGCUAAAGGAAAAGAUGGAAGAACUAAUUGAAGACAAAUACAGAGUGAUCCUAGAGAAGAAUGAUACCGAGAAGACACUGCAGAACUUGCACGAGGUUUUGACUAACACCCAAAAACAUCUCCAGGAAUCUAGGAAUGAAAAGGAAACCUUACAGCUCGAGCUUAAGGAGGUCAAGGACAAUUAUGUUCACCUACAGGAAAGGUACAUGACUGAAAUGCAACAGAAAGAUAAAACUGUCAGUCAGUGCAUGGAGAUGAACAGAACCUUAAGUAAGAAAGAAGAAGAGGUAGAGAGGCUGAAGCAGCUCAAAGGAGAAUUGGAAAAGGCCACCACUUCUGCUUUGGACUUGUUGAAAAGGGAAAAGAAGACCCGAGAGCACGAGUUCCUGUCUUUACGGGAGGAAUUUCAGAAACAUGAAAAGAAGAACCUGGAAGAACGACAGAAACUGAAAUCAAGACUGGAGAAACUGCUCACUCAAUUUAAUACUUUACAGUUCAUACCUGAGAACGAGAAGGGGAAGAAUGCCAAACUGAAGCAGCAGGUCAGCUCAGUAAAACAAGAAAAUGUGAGGCUACAGCAGCAGAUUGCAGGGAGCGAGGAGCAAAAUUAUGCCCCUUGGUUUGAGACGGCUCAUUUAAAGGAGGACUCUGGGGAGGCAGUGGAGGCAGAUAUCACAAAGGAUGCAAAGAUGAUACAUUCUAAUUUGUUCCUGAAUUGCUCACCUUGUGAAGAAGAUAGCCUGAAUCCCCCAGAUGUGCAAAGAACCUCUCAGCUGGUCUCCAAACUUCACAGUCUUCUGGCUCUGGUCAUAGGACUUCUCACACGUCAGGACAUUACUACUACUGAUGCUGAAUAUUUCAAAGAUUGUGAGAAAAUUAGUGAUAUAAUGCUACAAAAACUGAAGCACUUCCAUCUUAAAAAGAAAAAUUUAGAUAAAAAGCUACUGAAACAUAAAGACAGAAUCACAGCUUUUAGAGAGUUGAUUACUAAUGAAAAAGCAUUUCAAGAUCGAGUUACUGAGGUUACAGGCUUUGAUUCAGAUGAAACCAAGAAUGUUGGAGAUGUACCUAUCUUACUGGGAGCCAAACGGAAUAAGUACCACAGUCUGAAUGAAGAGCUUGAUUGCUUGAUCACAAAAUUAGGAAAUCUUCUAGAGUCAAAAGAAGACCAUUGCAACAGACUCAUUGAAGAAAAUGACAAAUAUCAAAGAUACAUAGGCAACUUAAUAAAUAAGGUUACAUCAUAUGAAGAAAUUAUCGAAUGUGCUGACCAAAGGCUUGAGAUAUCCCACUCCCAUAUUGUACAGUAA